Messenger RNA from Astyanax mexicanus (Mexican tetra), 2753 nucleotides. It is a transcript of the gene drc3, whose product is annotated as dynein regulatory complex subunit 3. Bases 971 to 2536 code for a protein of 521 amino acids. Lineage: Eukaryota; Metazoa; Chordata; Actinopteri; Characiformes; Acestrorhamphidae. Gene Ontology annotation, molecular function: protein binding. The transcript has 13 exons. The record is from RefSeq and is a predicted model, not a curated record.
ACCUGAUUGGCCGACAGAGAUUCACGUCUUUCUUCAGAGAAGACUGUGUUGAUUCUGCGCAUGUGCAUUAGUAAGCUGUAAACCGAGCCAAACCUUUAAAUAAAGCGUUAAAUUCGAUAUUAUAAGCACUGAUUUGACAAAAUGAGGAUUAGUGUAGAAUGGACUGAUGGAUUUACUUAUUUGGAACGAUUUUGUGCAUUUUGUACAAUUGCAUCUUUAGUUAAAUAUUAGUUAUAGAUAAAAAUUUAAAUAUUUUUCCAAUUAUAGCAAAAACUAUUACAACCCGUUAAAGGGAGUCCUUAUUAAUCAAUGGGGCAAAUACAGCUAAAAAACUAGUAAUUAACUACUUCUCCAGUAUAUUUCUUUAAUUUUCGAAAUGUAUUUAGCUAAACAAUAAAACUAACAACAAAAAAAAAACACUGCUGCAUUACUCCUACUGUGUGCUGACUGAAUGGUGAGCUGAUGCUUAAAAUAUAGUCAGAGCUUAAGAGGUAUAUUUUACUUUAUUAGGUUUUUCACUCUACAUUAUAAUUAUUAUGUGUACAAUAUAUAUUAUGUAAUUAUAUAUACUAUUUCUCAAAUAUUUUGAUUAGUAGGAACUACAUUGUAGAUAUGUGCAAUCAUACAGUAGUAAAUAGUAGUAAAAAAGUAAUUAUAUUUAUUAGGUAUGAAAAUCCAUUCCCCAAACAAUGAUAAAAUAGGAGUAGGUCAGAAUUACAUUUAGGAUAUAUGGUCCUGAUAAUAUGUCUUGUAGUCAGAAUGAUUACUAGUAAACCUUUCAUAUCUGGUGAUGGUGGGGUAUAGCUGCUGUGUGUGAUUGUGAGUUUAGUGGUGCUGCGUGAACACUGCACAGACAUGUGUCCUGUUGCUAGGCAACAGCAACAGCAACAGCAAUACAGCGAGGUGAGAGGGCGAGGAUAAUACUUCCAGCUAAUGCUAAAUAACUUACAGAUAAACAGUCUUUAGCAAUAUGGACAAAAUGAGCAUGUGGUAUGAUAGAAUGGGGCACUGCGUGAUCAAUGAGGAGAUGCUGCGAAAAGCAGUUGAAGAACAGGGACCUCAAGGCCGUGCUGGACGAAUAGCAAAGGAAGGGGGCAUCCAGUAUGAUGAAGUGAUUCAGCUGCGUCUGGAAUACAAAAAAAUCUUACAGAUUGACCAUUUAUGGGAGUUCACAUCUCUAACCAAGCUCCAACUUAAUAAUAACAGCAUAGAGAAGAUUCAGGGAUUAGAGAAGCUCACAAACCUGUUGUGGCUUGAUUUGUCUUUCAAUAAAAUUAAAAUGAUCGAGGGACUGGAGGCACUUGUGAAACUUCAGACGCUGAGUUUAUCCAACAACCAAAUUCCUGCCAUAGAGAAGAUGGACACACUGGAACAUUUAGAAAUCCUCUCUCUGGGAGAAAAUGUGAUCUCUCAGAUUGAUAAUGUAAUAUACCUAAGAAGAUUUAAGAACUUGCGCUCUCUCAACCUGGCUAGAAAUCCCAUCUGCCAAGAGACAAACUACAAGAUCUUUGUGGUUGCGUACCUCCCAGACUUGGUGUACCUGGACUUCAGGCUUGUGGAUGAGCAAACUCGAGAGAGAGCUUUAACAGAAAUUAAUGUGAUGACAGACAAUGAAUUAAAGGAGAAGAGAGCAAUGGAGGCUCAGAAAAUCACUGAGCAGGAGCUUCAGCUUCAUAAGGAUGCAUUUGUGGAGUAUCUCAAUGGGCCACAACUGUUUGACAGUAUGUUUGCGGAUGAUGCUGAGGAAUCUAGACUGGCCAGCCUUCCUGGAGUGCCCAAACUACUGGAGACAUAUCAGACCGAGUUGGUAGCAUUAUGCAUGCAGAUCUUUGAGACAGGUUUAAUCCAGCAUGCUGAGAGGAAGAAUGAGGGGGACUCUUUCUUUACCUGCUGCAGAGAGGCAGUGUCUGAUAAUCAGCAGAGAGCAGCUCAGAUAGUCACGGACUUCGAGGAGUCCAGGAGGCAGGUGAUGGCAGAGAUGCAGAAGAUAACUGACCCAGAGCUGUUGGAGGCCCAAAGAGAUAACUAUAGUGAGAAGAUUUCCCAACUGUCUGACACUCUCAUGACCCUGGAGCUACAGCUGGUGGACCAACUAGAGGAUGUCUUCAAAGAAUUUGAGAGGAACAUCUCAGACAUGGUUGGAGCCUUUAUUGAAAAUGUGCAAGGGAUAUUUGCACAAUGCAGAGAACUGGAGAAGCACUAUCAUGAGAAACUACAGGAGAUUGCUUUGGCCACGCUAGAGAAAAUGGCAAGGAAUGAACUGGAGGAGGAUAUGCCUGAAGACAUGCACUUGCUUUUAGUAGAUAAGGACACUGUGGUCAAAGCUGUCAGUGCCUCUCAUGACACACACCAGCUGAAGAUAGAUAACAGGGAGGAUGAGCUUAUGACACGGAUCAAUAGCUGGAUGAGUGCAAUGAUGAAGUCGGUACAGGAUGAGGAGGUGACACGGAAUCGCAAGCGUAUCUCGGAGAUCCGUAACUAUCUUGAGUAUGUGAGGAACCAGCUGGAUGAAAUCAUUUUGCCUGAGCAACAAUGAGCAGGGACUUUUAAAGACAUUUUCACCCUUUUUUGUAUUUAUAAGCGAACUUACAGAAUGUUAGAAAGCCAUAUGAAGAAGAAUUAACAACUGUUACACACAUUUCUUAUUUGACUAGAUGAGAUUACAAAUAUUUAAUUUUAAAAUAUAGAUUUAAAACACAAAAACACAUUAUUUUAAAUAAUGAUCAGAAGUAUAAUAAAAAAAAAAAUAUAUA